ACACAAUCCUUCCUCGUUACUGAAGUCACUUUGAGCUUUCCAGUUCUCAGGGGUUUUCUUCGAUCUAACUACCUCGCUUUCAGCUAUGAGAAUCGUCAGCAUUUUGGCUCUUGUUGGGGUGGUUACCGCCCAGCAACUUCCGUCCAGCAGCUACAGAGCGCCAACAGGCCAGUUUACAAACGGCUUCGGCCCCGUUAACGGAAGAGUCAACGGCAACGGAGCUCCUCCCAGCAGAUCCUACGGCGCUCCUAACGGCAGAUUCGGAAGUGGAGGUGAAAUUGGGGAGCUAACUGAGAGCAUUCCCGGAGGCGGAGUCCCUGGACAGGACUUUCCUAUCCUGGCCUCCGUCCCCGACACAGGCUUCUCUUGCGACGCCCAGAACGUCCCUGGGUAUUACGCCGAUACGGCUCGUGAGGCCGGCUGCCAGGUCUUCCACAUCUGCCAGGACAGGCCAACAGGACAACGGCAGCAGGACUCCUUCCUCUGCCCCAACGGCACCAUCUUCAACCAACAGUACCUCGUCUGCGACUGGUGGUACAACUUCGACUGCUCCUCUGCCGAGAGCUUCUAUUCCGUCAACGAACUCAUUGGAAUCGACGCGAAUAACGGAGGAUACAGUAACGGGAAUGGUAACAGAAGGGUCGGCAAUGGUAACGGAAGGGUUGAUAAUGGUAACGGAAGGGUUGGCAAUGGUAACAGAGGAUACGGCGGUGGCAACGGAGGGAGAAACGGAAAUGGCAGACUGAAUGCAAUCAGACAACCCUCCAACUCCUACGGAGCUCCACUUUGAAAAUAUACUAAAGAUAGAUGAAGUUACGAAACUACGCUCUUGAAAUCAAAUUACAUUCUCUGUCUGAAUUCCAAAUGCAAAUAAAAGUUCUAUAAAUCAAAUUACUUUCUCUCUCUGAAU
This is a messenger RNA of Macrobrachium nipponense, 910 nucleotides long. RefSeq lists its product as uncharacterized. The transcript has 2 exons. Gene Ontology annotation, molecular function: chitin binding. Gene Ontology annotation, cellular component: extracellular region. NCBI's taxonomy places the organism in Eukaryota, Metazoa, Arthropoda, Malacostraca, Decapoda, Palaemonidae. The coding region runs from base 86 to 790 and encodes 234 amino acids. The record is from RefSeq and is a predicted model, not a curated record.